Messenger RNA from Saitoella complicata NRRL Y-17804, 1776 nucleotides. RefSeq lists its product as uncharacterized. The coding region runs from base 1 to 1776 and encodes 591 amino acids. Gene Ontology annotation, molecular function: mRNA binding. Lineage: Eukaryota; Fungi; Ascomycota; Saitoellomycetes; Saitoellales; Saitoellaceae. The transcript is spliced from 3 exons. Gene Ontology annotation, cellular component: cytoplasmic stress granule. The record is from RefSeq and is a predicted model, not a curated record.
AUGCAUCCCUCUCAGAAUAUCCCGCCGCCUCUCCAUUUGUCGCCGAAUUCUUAUCCAGACAUGGCGAGUCCGGCGUUGAGUUAUGAGGGGCCACUGUAUACGCCGUUACUUCCUGCGGGACUGCUGUUGGGAUCACCGUUUCAGCCGCCUACGCCCGGGUUUUUGGGAGGAUGGUUGCCGAUGAGUCCGGGGUUGGUGCAGGGUGGUCCGCUUGGCCAGGAGAUUGAUACUGGCAGUCGAACGAUUUACCUUGGUAACCUUCCGAGAGACAUCCCGCUGUCGGAUAUCCUUUCGCAUAUCCACCCCCCUGCAGCUCUCGAAUCCAUCCGCUUCCUCCCCGAAAAGUCAUGUUUGUUCCUUUCAUUCGCAAACCCCCUCCACGCCCUACACUUCCAUACUAACCUCCGCUCAAACCCUCUCGUCAUCCGCGGGCAAGAAGUUAAGAUCGGAUGGGGCCGAUCUUCGCAGCUCUCGGCCACCUUGCAGAGUCAGAUCGAAGCAGGCGCCACCCGCUGUGUCUUCCUAGGCGGCUUGGAAGAAGGUGAAGGCGAAGAUGAGAUCAGGGAAGAACUCGGACGAUUCGGACAAGUCGAGCACGUCCGCAUCAUUACCGAAAAAGGCAUCGGCUUCGUUCAUUUCUUGAGUGUGGCGACGGCUGUGAGGUGUGUACAGUUACUCCCUGUCGAGGGCAAAUGGACUGGGAGACGUAUUGGAUUUGGAAGGGAUCGAUGUGCGUUUGUGCAGAAGACCGCCGGUUUCGCGGAACACCAGCAGCCUUUGAUGGCCGGGACGAAUUACGGUCUUGGAACGUAUAUCCCGACGCCUGCGACGAACAGUUCCUUCGAUACGACGCCUCUUGCCUCAUCUAUCACCACCAACACUACCGCGACCAACACCUCCGCUGAUCCACUCGGUCUCUCCAACCUCCUCGGCGCCGUCAACGCAACUUCCCUCACCACAAUGGGUUCCCAAUCCCAAGGUAACAGAACUGUCUACCUGGGCCACAUCCCUCCCAGCACCGAGUUAUACGAGAUCUUGAACGUGGUUAGAGGUGGUAUUUUGGAGAACGUGAGGUACUUGCCCGAGAAGCAUAUCUGUUUUUUGACAUUCGUUGAGCCUGCCGGCGCAGCGAACUUUUACGCCAAUGCGACGUCGAAGGGAAGGAGUGGUGGAUCAGGCGGGUUGGUCGUUAGGAACAAGAGGUUGAGGAUCGGAUGGGGUAAAUACUCCGGCCCACUCACGGCCGGAGUUGCGUUGGCUGUCGCAGCUGGCGCUACGAGGAAUGUUUAUGUUGGAAACCUCGAAUUUGACGAAAACCCCGAGAUGAACGAGGAAACAAUUUCCCGCCUUCGCGCCGAUUUCGAGGAAUUUGGAGAGAUUGAAUUGGUGAACUCACUCCCCGAGAAGAGCUGCGCGUGGGUUAAUUUCACGAGUAUCCUCAACGCAUGGAGAGCGGUCGAGGGAAUCCGUGGCCGUGAUACGUAUCGGAGACAACGUGUCUCAUUCGGUAAAGAUCGCUGUGGAAAUGCGCCACGUCAACAGCGUGGAGGGGGUGAAGGCGAUUCGGGGAUGGGUGGGUCAGGCGAAGGUGAUUCGCAGGGUAUGGAAGAUAGUUGGGCCUCUUUCGCUCAGCAGCAACAAUUGGGGAACGGUGCGUUCGCUGCUGGUGGGUUAGGGAUUCCUACGAUGCAGAGUCUCGAGACUGGCUUGUACGGAUUGGCGAUUGGUGGAGCGGAGGAAAUUGAUGAGGCGUUGAAUGGCCAUGCGAGGGAGUAG